ACCAUUCAUCAUAGUUACCACUUAUCUGUGGUUAUAAAUUUAUUGUCUUAAAAUAUCCUUGCCAUUCUAACAUUCUGUACCCCAGAGUAGCUAAAGUGAUUGUGUACAGAAACUGGUGAAUAGCACAGAAAACAGUGAGGAAAGAGUUCUGAGUAGUACAGGGCUUGGAUUUGUUACAACCGAGCAAUAUAGCUGAAGGUACUGGGGUAUUAGGUCCUUAACUGUGAACAGUUAUGAAUUUGUCGACUUUACCUGUGAGUUUCUUGAAUUCAAAACACAAACACAGUGCUGGGUGCUUCUUAUUUGUUUCCUUUUAGCAGUUCUCUUUUCUUUUUCCAAAAGCUGUCUCAGGUACAUGAAGCCACAGAAUCUAACGGGUGUCUCAGAAUUCCUCCUCCUGGGCCUCUCUGAGGAUCCAGAAUGGCAGCCCCUCCUCUUUGGGCUGUUCCUGUCCAUGUACCUGAUCACUGUGACUGGGAACCUGCUCAUCAUCCUGGUUGUCACCUCUGACUCCCGUCUCCACACCCCCAUGUACUUCUUCCUCUCUAACCUGUCCUUAGCUGACAUCGGUUUCAUUUCCACCACAGUCCCAAAGAUGUUAGUGAACAUCAAGACUCAGAGCAAAUCCAUCAUGUAUGAGGGCUGCCUGACACAGGUGUCCUUUUUUUAUCUCUUUGGAUGUUUGGACAAUGUGCUCCUCACCACAAUGGCUUAUGACCGGUUCAUGGCUAUCUGUCAUCCCCUGCACUACACAGUCAUCAUGAACCCCCAUCUCUGUGGCUUACUAGUUUUGGUGUCUUUUUUCAUCAGUCUUUUGCAGUCCCAACUACAAGUUUCAAUGGUGUCACAACUUAACUUCUGCACAGAUGUGGAAAUCCCUCAUUUCUUCUGUGACCCUCCUCAACUCAUUAACCUUGCCUGUUCAGACACCUCCACAAAUAUCAUACUACUUUAUUGUAUGGGUGCCAUCUUUGGUGGUGUUCCAAUCACAGGGAUCCUUUUCUCUUACACUAGAAUUGUUUCCUCUAUUCUAAGAGUCUCAUCUUCAGGUGGGAAGUAUAAAGCCUUUUCCACCUGUGGCUCUCACCUGUCAGUCGUUUGUUUAUUUUAUGGAACAAGCCUUGGAGUGUACCUCAGUUCAGCUGUCUCAUCUUCUGCCAAGAAGGGUGCUGUGGCCUCAGUGAUGUACACUGUGGUCACACCCAUGCUAAACCCCUUCAUCUACAGCCUGAGGAACAGGGACAUCAAGAGAGCCCUGCAGAGGAUCCUCAGCAGAACUACCUAAUGUUAAUCCUUGUGCCAUCUUUUUGAGUGUGUGAGUUGGAAAAGACGGCAAAACCAAACAUCUACAACCAGAAAUCUUGCCUCUUUGGUUACAUGAUUUUUGUAGCUCUCAUCGGUUCUAAUCUUAAGAAUUUGUAUCUGAAGAUUGCUUCCUUUUUCAUGUGUUUAAUCGGAUAGUGGUAGUAUUCUGGGGUAUGGCAGUCUGCAUGACCAAAUCCCAUUAUAGCUAUAGAACCUUCUGUAGCUUCUAAUAUGUCACCCAGGCUUCCUGGUAAAAUGCAGAAAUCUAUUUUUAUGUG
Molecule: messenger RNA, 1583 nt
Organism: Loxodonta africana (African savanna elephant)
Lineage: Eukaryota; Metazoa; Chordata; Mammalia; Proboscidea; Elephantidae
Product: olfactory receptor 7E178-like
Exons: 1
Coding region: 356-1285 (309 amino acids)
Biological process (GO): G protein-coupled receptor signaling pathway
Cellular component (GO): plasma membrane
Molecular function (GO): olfactory receptor activity; G protein-coupled receptor activity
Source: RefSeq, a predicted model, not a curated record